AUGACGACCACAAACUUAUCACCUCAUUCGUAUCCCGAUUUGGCAAUCAAUUUACCAAUUGAACUUCCUCUUAAAGGAUCGAUCUUGUGGCUGUGCGAUGACAGUUUUUUACGAUUCAAUGGCGAUUUGUUUACGAUUUGUGCACCACUUUACGAUUUUGGCAAUUCAUUAUUCUGGGGCUUAGUAAUGGGAUUCGAGACCGGAGAUUAG
Molecule: messenger RNA, 210 nt
Organism: Dentiscutata erythropus
Lineage: Eukaryota; Fungi; Glomeromycota; Glomeromycetes; Diversisporales; Gigasporaceae
Source: the annotation of a GenBank genome assembly